GCGAGCGCGCACUCCGGGGCCAUCGGGUGGCGGUUCCGCGCGAGGUGCGGCGCUCAGGCUCGGUCCUCGGCGCCUGCCGUUGCCGGGAGAUCGGGGAUCGCUGGCGCCCGGAUUCCCGAUCCCGACCCCGAGAAGCUCUCCCCGAGGGCCGCCUAGAUCGCGCGGGGAGGAACGGCAGCGGCCGGGCUUCACCAAAUUUCUGAUCAGGAUUGUUAAAAUGAGUCUUCGGAAGCAAACACCCAGUGACUUCCUGAAGCAAAUCAUUGGGCGACCAGUUGUGGUGAAAUUAAAUUCGGGAGUGGAUUAUCGAGGGGUCCUGGCUUGCCUGGAUGGCUACAUGAAUAUAGCCUUGGAGCAGACAGAGGAGUAUGUAAAUGGACAGCUGAAGAAUAAGUACGGGGAUGCAUUUAUCCGAGGAAACAAUGUGUUGUAUAUAAGUACACAGAAGAGGAGGAUGUGAAGACACCAAGACAACAGUACUUUUCAUACCGAGAUAUAUUUUUUAUCAAGUUUUUUGUUUCUUCUGUCAUAUAAUUUUUCGUGUUUUGUAAUAGUUGGUGAUUUUUCACUGACACAUGAUGGAGAUAAAUGUGUAAAAUUGUGGAUUUAAUUGUAAAGAGUUCUUUCAUAUUUAAGUUGCAGUCAUUUUCUUUUACCUCUGUCAGAAAGCAAAAAGUUUUUUUUUUUUUAAAGUGGAAAGAAAAUUUUUUUCUUCCUACACGGAAGUUUUCAAGCAACGCCAUUUGAUCUGACUGCUUUGCCUGUGGGACUGACCGAAAUAAUGGGCGUGAGGCUAAUAAAACACUGUAGAGACGGC
Molecule: messenger RNA, 817 nt
Organism: Bubalus bubalis (water buffalo)
Lineage: Eukaryota; Metazoa; Chordata; Mammalia; Artiodactyla; Bovidae
Gene: LSM6
Product: LSM6 homolog, U6 small nuclear RNA and mRNA degradation associated
Exons: 4
Coding region: 218-460 (80 amino acids)
Biological process (GO): maturation of SSU-rRNA; mRNA splicing, via spliceosome
Cellular component (GO): nucleolus; U4/U6 x U5 tri-snRNP complex; P-body
Molecular function (GO): RNA binding
Source: RefSeq, a predicted model, not a curated record